Messenger RNA from Rhodamnia argentea, 1715 nucleotides. RefSeq lists its product as uncharacterized. The transcript is spliced from 5 exons. The record is from RefSeq and is a predicted model, not a curated record. NCBI's taxonomy places the organism in Eukaryota, Viridiplantae, Streptophyta, Magnoliopsida, Myrtales, Myrtaceae. Bases 257 to 1012 code for a protein of 251 amino acids. Gene Ontology annotation, molecular function: DNA binding.
AAGACGACAACCGCGAAUGGGAGAGCCGGAAGAGCUCCAAGCCCGACUCUCAGUUCCGACGAACUCGGGCCUUCUUCGGCCCGCCCGGCCCGGAAAUAUUGAGGAGACUGGCUGAAUCGGAGCAGCGCGCGGCCCGAGAACCGCUCGAAGAUUCGCCUUCGGGCUAUGAGUUCGACUGUUCGACGGGACUUCGGGGAUCCCGAUUGUCCUCCGGAUUUAAAAAAUCGUGAGCCGGGGACGCGAUUGGUUGCAAUUCAUGAGUUCCUCGUUGGAUCUAUUGGCUCCAUCACUUGAGACAGUGGAGACUACUAAGGAAAUAAUAAUAGUCCCUGUAGAUGCUAGCCCUUUUGAAAUAUCUACAGGCGAAAAGAGAAAAAGAGAAGGAGGGAGAGUAAGGUCGAGAGUGUGGCAACACUUCAGCAAGCUUGAAAAGAGGCCAGGUGAGCGAGAGGAAUGCAGGUGCAAUUAUUGUGGUAAUCUAUAUGUGUGUUCGAGCAAGUCUGGUACAACCCAUCUAAAUCGCCAUAUAUUCGAGGGGGGAUGUCCCAAAUACAAGCCGGCUCUAAGCGAGAUGCAAAAUCUUACUAGUUAUCCAAAAGAUGAUUUAGAUGACGACAACAAUAUAACACCUUUGAGAGUUAACACAGAGGAUAGUACGAGGAAUUUCUCUGAACAGGAAGUUGCCGAAAAUUUUGCAUCAGAACUAGUGCAACUGAAGGAAGAGAAUACAAAGCUUCUACAUGAAAGAGAUGAUUUGGCAGCCCAAAAGACAAACCUUGAGCAACUAAUAGUAACUAUGGCAUCUGAAACGGCUCGCUUAAUGGAAGAAAAUACUAAGCUGAAGGAAGAAUGCUCAAGGCUUCAAGAAGAGAGACAUAAAACAGUUACCAGAGAGGAAUUUGUGCGACUGGAAACCCAAGUCUCGAAACUUAGGGAGGAUUUUGAACGCGAUAGACGAGUAUUUCCAGCAGCUACAAUGGCAGCUCUAGCGCACUUUCAAAAGGGAAGAUAAAUGGAACAUCUGCCCCACCACAGCGUGAGCACUAAAUGGUUCGCUUGUAUAUCUGGCCUUUGCAUUUCAACUUGCGCCUAGACUUCUAAAUUAGAGAUUGCGACGCUCCCCAACAUUCAAACUGUACCAUAAUGUUAGCCAUUGCUUUCAUACUGUGGUUGUAAUGUCUGUCGAAUUUUCUUAAAUUUAUAGUCUGCAGUUUCAAUAUCAUUGAGACACCGGCAUUUUUGUCGCCGUCUAUUAGAACAUGUAACAAUUUCUUCCAGUGUUGUAUCAGUCCCGGGCAUGGACCCUCUUUGAUGCACAGGAGUAGUAUGCAGUUUCCAGCAGCACCGAUCUUCUUGUUCUGCCUUUCGACGGCUCUCUGGAAAGCAGAGGCCGGGUCAUGAAUCAACGGGAUAGAACGAAAGAAAGUACAGAUGUGAUGAACAUGCACAGUGAUCCGACAACAUGAGAUCGAAGAAAACUAAACAGAAGUCGAGGGACAUCCGAAGAUUAUCAGACAGUGCAUUACCUAUCGGUUUCGCAGCAUUGAGUGAGAUCCUUAACAUUGCUAAAUGGUUGAUUGGAAUAGAUGGCCAAAGAUAUAUCUGUAUUUUCUACUUCUCCAUGUUCCGGAAUCACGUGAUGAUCUUCAUGCGGAAUGGACGUUAUAUAUUUUUCGUUUCAUGGUAUAUAAAUCAUUGAAAGAGAUUUUUAUUUU